AUGGCUACCUUGCUUCGUUUAAAGGGAGGUGCUACGUCGUGGAUGACACAACGCGCUAGUGCACGUACAGCUCUGAUUGCACGACACAUGACGACAACAGCCCCUUCGCCUUCGCCAGAGACCCUGGCCAAGCUGCGCGACGCCUCGUCGCCUGUGCAGCUGCUGAGUGAUGGGACGAUGCGCAUUGUGCAGCUGAACCGUGAAAAAGCGCUAAAUGCUAUUAACAUGGACAUGAUUGAUUUGAUUGAGGUGGCCCUAGCCGAUGUGGUCCCUUCGCCCAAUGCCGCGACAGUUCUGUUCCGCGGUGUCGGCCGCUCGAUUUGCGCGGGUGGCGAUAUCAUGUCGCUCGUGAAGGCGGCCAACAGCGACAGCCAGGAGAAACAGAUGGAGUCUGUGCACUUCUUCCAGAAGGAACUCCGCCAGAACUGGUAUGUCCACACGCUGCGUGACAAGUCGUCGGAGCUUGGUCACCCGAAGACGUACAUCGGUCUGUGGGACGGCAUCAUCAUGGGCGGUGGUGUCGGUAUGACCGUGCAUGGCUCUGUGCGUAUUGCGUCAGAGCGUACAUUGUUUGCGAUGCCGGAAACUGGGAUUGGCUACUUCCCUGAUGUCGGCUUGUUGCACACAUUCUCGCGCUUGGACGGUGCGAUCGGUAUGUACCUUGGCUUGACAGGUGCUCGUCUGAGCGGUGCCGACGUGUACCUUACAGGCCUUGCGACACACUACGUCCGCUCAAGCUCCGUUGACGAGCUUGUGCGCCGCUUGAGCUCGAUGCCCAUUCACUCCGCGGCCAAGGAAGAGACGAUCGUGGAGGCAAUCAACGAGUUCGCCUCAGAUCCGUUCCAGGAGGACGAGAUGCUGGCUUCCAAGUCAGUAUUCUUGGGCGAUCGUCGCAUUGCACUGGACUUUGCGUUUAGCCGUGGAUCCGUGGAGCAGAUUCUGGCAGCGUUGGAUGACAUGGCACAGCGCCGUACGGACUCGUACACGGGUAAGGAACUGCAGCAGCGUGGCCUGAGUCUUACGGACGAGAUUGUGUCGUGGGCUUCCGAGACCCACGCAACACUUCUCGCACGCUCACCCCGUGCUCUGAAGGUGACGUUCCGCGGUAUCCAACUUGCGCGUGAUCAGACCCUGGCAGAGAACAUGCACAUGAACCUGCGUGUGGCUACGGCGUUCUGUGAUUUGUCGAUUGGCCGCGACUUUUACACGGGUGUGAUGCAUGUGCUAGGCCGUGACCCGAAGACAGGCAAGCGCAACGAAGGCAACCCAGCCUGGGAGCCGUCGCGUGUGGAAGAUGUGAGUGACGAGUACAUCCAGACGAUGUUCUUUGGUGACCAUGCCAAGGCACAGAAAGCAGGCUUGCGCCUCCCUCUUCUCACGCUCGACAACGUACCUGCAGCCCCGAAGAACCGCGAAGGCCGUCAGGCACGCGAUGCCGAGGUGCGUGGCGUUGGUCCGCUGCGUUGGAACCCGAAGCACAACCCUCAUGCGCUGCCCAGCGAGGCCGAAUUGGCAGCGCUGUACGAAGGCAGUCACCCGGCCGCUGGCAGCUACGUUCUUGAGCCGCAGGAGCUGCUGGACACCAUCGCUGCGUAUAGGCACAACAAGCCAACCCUGCGUCUCAAGGUGCAGGACUGGUUGGACCGCCGUGCUCGUGCGUCGCGGCCGGAUACCAAGCGUGUGCCGUCGAUGCCGUGCACGCUGCACCAGCUGCGAAUGCGGUCUGAGUCACAGUUGGCCAACUCCCAGGCCUUGGCUUCGGAGCCGAUUACAGCGCACGGUUGGAUCCUCUCAGCGCGACAUCAAAAAACACGCACAUUUUUAGAGAUUGACGAUGGUACGCUGGGUGGGAGUGCUACGAUGCAAGUCGUCGUCCCAGGCGAUGUUCGUACACUGACACCUGGGCAAGCGGUACGUUUGCAAGGCCAUAUGGCGCCAGGGCGUGGAAAGCGUGCAAGUCAGCGUGUCGAGUUGCAUGCUGAUGAAGCUACUGUGCUGGGUCCUUGUGACUUGGCGACGUAUCCUCUCGCGAAUGCCAUGCAGAAAAAGGAGCAAGAUACCAAGACCAUGGACGUCGUUCGUCACGCCUCGCAUUUCAAGCCACGUACCGCGCACUUUGCUGCCAUUUCACGCACGCGUGCUCGUGUAGAGCUGGGCAUGGCUGCCUGGUGCAUGUCUAAUGAUUUUUGCAAAGUAGCACCGCCGGUGCUUACGUCGUCCGAUUGCGAAGGCGGUGGCGAGAUUUUCCAAGUCGUCGCCCAUGCAGACAUUGUGCCUACACAACCUACACCGCACGAGAAGCUCACAUCGUUCUGGUCAGGAAAUGGUGCGUACCUUACUGUAUCGACACAAUUGCAUCUGGAAGCCUACGCGAUGGGUCUCUCGCGUGUAUGGACUCUCUGCCCUGUGUUUCGGGCGGAAGGCUCAGCCACCAAUCGGCACCUCGCCGAGUUCUGGAUGAUGGAGGCGGAAAUGUGCUGGCUUCCAGAGGGACCUAGCGGGAUGCAUGAGACCAUUAACGCGCUCGAGCAUAUCAUCAAAAGCGGUUUGCAGGCGGCAUGGCAGGACGAGCGCGCGGUAGACGAUAUGACUUUCCUCCAGGUCGAGCGGCCCACGACCUGGAUCGAGACACCAUGGCCCCGUAUGACAUACACGGACGCUGUAAGGCUUCUGCGUACGCAAGGCCCCAUGCCACCGCCAGUCUGGGGCGAGUCGUUACGGUCGGAGCAUGAGCGGUGGUUGGCUGAGUAUGCUCAGGGACCAAUUGUGAUUACAGACUACCCAUCUGGCAUCAAGCCAUUCUACAUGCGGGAGAACGAUGAGCGGAUUACGCUGACGGAAGACUUGCACCCGGAGCGCGUGGGCGAAGAGAAGACGACGGUGGCCUGCUUUGACCUGCUGGUGCCGCAUGUCGGUGAGUUGGCUGGUGGAAGUGUCCGUGAAGAAAGGCAUGACAAGUUGGUCCGCCGUAUGGAAGCUAUGGGCAUUCAGGCAGAGCAGUUACGGUGGUAUACCGACGACUUGCGGCGGUACGGCGGUGCGCCACAUGGUGGCAUGUGCGUGACCUAG
This is a messenger RNA of Malassezia pachydermatis, 3069 nucleotides long. RefSeq names its product asparaginyl-trna synthetase. The record is from RefSeq and is a predicted model, not a curated record. Gene Ontology annotation, molecular function: ATP binding; asparagine-tRNA ligase activity. Gene Ontology annotation, biological process: asparaginyl-tRNA aminoacylation. Lineage: Eukaryota; Fungi; Basidiomycota; Malasseziomycetes; Malasseziales; Malasseziaceae. The transcript is spliced from 3 exons. Bases 1 to 3069 code for a protein of 1022 amino acids. Gene Ontology annotation, cellular component: mitochondrion.